GACCUAAGUGUCAGAUUCCAGUUGCACUCAUCCGUCAUGACUGGAUCAGCACCUGCUGCUAACUAUAAACCCACCCGGCCCAGGGUUCACAUGAGAGCCAAUGCCCACCCGCACAGCUCAGCUCAGAGAAGAAAAGUCAAGAGCCAGGGUAGCCUCAGAAGGCACUUUGACCAAGGCCAACUCAAAGGGGAGGGGCAGAAAUGAAGACGGGAGCACUGGAGGAUGCAACGUGCAGGCGAGAGAUGCCUCCAUUGCUUUUUUAUAUUGAAGCCUGAUCCAUGCCACCGCACUGACCUGAAGCAGUGAGGCUCAGUCACAUUUGGGUUUUCCAAAGCUACGAGUUAAGAGUGCUUGGAUUUUAGGAGACACUUCCCUGGAUCACUGGCAGACAGCCUAGAAGAGACCUAUCUUUCUUUCCAAAGGGAAAAAGCAAAAGCAAGCUAGAAGACAGACUGGACGGCCACGUUGAGACUUUGGUGCGUGUGGACUAGUGAUGGACAGCUGGACUCUUCAAGGGGACAGCUACUCAUUGCUGCGCAGUGCACCCCGCACACCAUUUACCUUGUACCAUCGGGACGGCACACCUAACCACGUUGAAAUAUUUGACAUCACAAGUUCUCCAAGUCAACGCGGUACCAUCUCUGAGACCACUUGCCUGUGUGACAUAUUUGGGGAUGAAUGUGAGUCACCCUCGGCCUCCAACAGUCCGGUCGUAGGAUCAUUUGUUCGUACCUCCUCGGUGACCGAGGUGGAGAGGACAUCUGUCCGAUCACCCUUGGCGGAUGAUUUAAAUGACUCCUCAGGCUCGUACCACACCGCACCGGACUCCAUUGAAGGAGAAGAGGAGUCUGAUCUAACGACGAGAAUUUACAGUCCCACACUGGAGGGUGAGUCCACUGAGUCCGAGCAGCCGGAAAUCCUAGUGAGGUCGGAACUUUCUAAAACUAGUAGCUUUAGGGAGAAGACCCCUUCUCCUGGACACCAAAGCUCCUCUAGCCUCUGCUCACAGGAAAUAGCCUCAGUUUCAUGUUAUUCCUCUGCCAAGACGAGAUAUUCACCCUCGUUGCUUUGUCCAGAGAGUGAACAAGUGGGACUCGCUCCUAUGUUAAAAAGAGCAAGGAAUAACAGUGAGCUCAGCUUGUCAAAUCAAUCUCAAACUCCAAGUCCUCGCUGUGAGCCAAUGAACUGCGCUAUCUCGUCCUCCUCAGAAUCAGUCAACACAAAGAUUCAGAUUAGAGAUACAAAACCUGAGCCAAGGGGGACACACCUUAAUAAAAACACCAGUGUUUCACCUGUCCACAGCCCUGUUGAUUUUUCUUAUCAAUCUUCAAAUGUAGAAUCCAGAGUUGACGUUUCAUCUCACUUGCCUUUGUCAGGAUAUCCAAAAUCCCAGCUGGAAGAAAGACUGCUCUGUUCUGAACUGAAUUUUAGUUCCUCCUUACCUAACUCUCAAGCAUCAUCACCUUUAAAAGAGCUGAGCAGAAGGCUUUCCCUGCCCAAUCUUACGAGCACAGGCUUAACGCCAAGUCCAGAAAUAAAAAGCUCUGAGUUCACAGAUCUCAGCUCAACAGAAAUUGACUUUAAAAACACUGAGUUUGGCACCACCAUCUCAACAGCUUCCACAAGAUACACUCCCUCCCCCACUAUUAUAUCAUUCAACCCAUAUCCUGUGGAUGGUGGUGGUGUGUCUGAAUUAAAGCAUAGUACUUGUUUAGCACCUGACCUGCUUAGUGCACCGUUAGCACUCCCCAAAAAUGGGUCAAGAACCUCCUCACCUGGACACUCAAGACCAAAUUCAGCAUCUGAAAUAAUCACCAAGGUCUGUUCCCCUGUCAUCAGUUAUAGUUUGUCUCCAUCACCCGGUGUCAGGAGCAUCUGUUCUUCCAUCGAGAGCACACACACAGCUCAUUCACCUGAAAUCCGGAUCACGCCAUCAUCCCCUGAGGCCAAAAGGAAAGAAAAUACUUCUGAAGAGCAAACAGCAUCAGAGUCCCCUCUUUUAGAGUGGGCCCCAACAAGGAGUCUCACCACCUCCCCUGACAUCACUGGGAUGCCUUAUUCUGUAGUUCUACCAAGGGAGGGGGACACUUCCCCUUUUCCCGAGCUCUGUCGUCUCCCGACUGCUGAGACUGAUACCGCACGUGUAUCGCCUGCAAUAAUGAGCCCCUCCCCUAGUAGAGCGAGUUCACGACAAGACUCGUCUCCCACAUCAGGCUUUUCAGGCUCUGAGCUACAGGCUGAAAUAUCUCAGUCCAGCUCGCACACAUCUUCACCCCAGUCAAUGUGUUGCACUCCCUCACCUGAGCUGAGAUACCAGAGCUUAAAUUCUUCACCUGAGCUCAAAAGUAGAGAUCCAUCACUUGCUACAGCGUCUCCAGUAAACAGAUCUAAUCAAUGUUUGCCAUUAAUCCUUUGCCCUGAAUACAACACACAUUAUUUACAGCCUACUCCUCCUUUGGAUACAUCUGGGGGGGUUACCUUUUCCCUUCCCCACCAUCACAUAGGGUUGGAAACACAGAGCAUUCCACCUGAAUUUGAAUUGGAAAAAGAAGAUGAAACGUCUGGAACCACAAAUAGUUCCCCAAACGUGCCAAUUCAGUCGCUGGUAUCUAAUUCGCCUUUUUUAACCGAGGAAAAGUUUGACCAGGCAUUGAUUCAGCGGCAACCGAGGGACAGACUUACGCCAAAGGAAAUACCUGUCGCUGGUUUGACGUCCUUGUCUCGGGAAUAUCAAAACACCGGGACUAUAAAUCAUUCUACUAGCCCCACAAUUGAAAAUAAGUCAUUUCCUCAUAAUUUUGCGUUCACUAAUAUGGGAAGGGUUCAUCAUAUUUCUAACAAAGCCAAAUCUCUGCAGAGAGAAGAAAGACGACUGCACCACCACACACAUCAUUCAUUUAAGUCAAAUUCCACAUCUGAACAUUCGAGACAAAAACGUGGUGACAGAAUGAGGUUUGCAUCGAAUAUGGCCCACCAUAUAAACAGGAGGAAAACUCCCUCUCCCCCAUUAACCCGAUUUACCCCUGUGCACAUUAUAGAACCUGAGAAACCACGCCGACAGUGGCAGAACAGAGCCCCCUCUGACUUUGCAGCAUCCUCACAUAGUGGUUAUUUGAAGAAGACUGUAUCAAAUAGGGAAAGCCCCGAUAUUGUCCCUCUUGACGAUAAUAAUAGUCAGCCCCACCGUGUCCGACUUGGGAACCAAUUGGAACUGGAGAGGAAAAUUGAGCUGGAGAGGAAGAGAGAAAGGCUGAGGGAAAGGGGGAUGAAGAAAGAAACAGACAGGGAGGGGUGGGAAAUUGAAAAGGGGGAGGAGUGGCAAAGGGAUGCUGGUUACAGAGAGGAACAGGCUGAGCUGUCAUUCAAUGCCAAGAAUAGAAAAGGGCCUGUUAGUCGCAGUACAGCCCCCACAAGCACGGAGAGCUGUCAGGGGCUGCCAACACCGCAUUCCUAUUCAGAGGGUUUGCUUGCCACCAGACGGCCACAGGACCAGACAAGUCAACUUAAACUCGCUCCUCAGCGAGACAAAAGUGCUGGUCUGACCAAGCGGCUUCAGAAUCCUGCGCCAUCAAACAAGUUCUGUCCUCGAUCGGUCACAAACAGGCCUGGACGAAGUUCAAGUUCAAGCAUGGGAAGUGAGUUGGAUGAGGCAGACAAUGAGGUGAAGUGGCUUACAGACGUGGCUUUUCGUAGCCUGUCCAGCCCCGAGGUGGAUUACCUUGAUAUGUACAACUCCAGUCAUCGAUCAUCUACCAACAUCUCGCAGCCCUCUACUCAGGAGAGCCCGGCGGUGAUCAGUGGGGCCUGGCCGACCUAUGCUGAUUUCAGGGGUUCCGCUUCAAGACUGGACAGUGAUGAAUUCUCACUACAGCAGCAAUCUCUGUACCGUACCGACGGAAUCGAUCCAGACCGCUGCUAUGAGAGGGGAAGCUUUGAGUGCAUUGAUGUGGCUGUGGAAAGAGAAGACACUAGGAAGGUCACAAGAGGAGUACCAAAAAGACAGAUUCAGUUGAAGAGGAAGGAGAGCGUGGAUGACAGUAGUGAAAAUAACAGUCCAGGACUUCCUGUGAUGGAGAACAACCCCUCGCUUCAAAGGCAUUGCCAAGAGGCAUUGUUGAGACAGUACAGUUCACCAGCAGCAGAGCAAGACGGCUACGCUCCAGAGCACAGUCCUGAUCCUGUGCACAAUGAAAGAAAAUUGCGACUUCCAAGACCUAUUUCUCUGGAUGAAACAUGCUCUAAGACAAAGAUGGCCACUUGCCUUAUCAAGAGUGUUCUGUCGAAAAAGAUGCAAAGUGUUGAUAAACCAUCUGAUGAGCCAGAUGGAGAUGAAAUGAAUCCAAGUUCGAGGGAAAGUAACACGACUGAGGAGCCCCAGGAAUGUGACAACUCAAAUCCUACUCUGUCCUCUAACUACGAUCGUCCCUGUGAAGUUUUCGCUUUGAAAGAAGAACAAAGAGAUGACAUCAGACCAGCAAAGAACUUUGUCAAGAAAUCCAAGAACUGGCCGAGCACAGACGACAGCGACAGACUUUCUAACCAUUUUCACACUGACGACCAACUGUGGGCUUCUCAAGAGGGCAAUACAACUGCACCGGCAUCUGAAAUUAGAUCCAAACUUAGCGUUCCUUUGGAUACCUUACAGUCAAAAGGUGGAAUAGAACACAUAGAUGACAGUAAAACAUUGCAAGGAAGAGAGGGAGCUGACUCACCUAAUGCCAUUACCGGGAAUACAGGAGCUCCUUCUGCUACCGGAGCCUUCAGCGCACAGGUCAGGAUGACAAGGCAACAUCGAGAGUGUGAAAACACAGAGGUCCAUAAACAACUGCAACUGAGUGACAAGAACUGCCACGUGACGCAGAAAACAGAAGAGAUUCCAUUUCAAGGCAACAAGAAAAAGAAAGCUUCUCUCAAUGUGUGCCUUACACCUGAGGCAGACAACAAUCGAGACAGAUCUUUACCAGAUAUACGUUUCGGACAGCACCGGAAAAAGGUCCAAGAAACCAAUGCGGAUCUCAAAAUGGAUGAAGAUGAUGGGGAUGAAGAUAAUAAAGUUAAGGGCCCUAUCCACAAAGUUCGAGAUGUUAGGAGACUUGUAAAGAACACAUAUAAUCUCUCUUUUAAAGCAACUAGCCGCACAUCACCCUCGGAUCUCGCUGAAGAAAGGAAUGAACAUUUGAACGGUGGAAACAAGGAUAGAAUUAAAGAGGAUGCUUUUAAAGCAACUAGCCGCACAUCACCCUCGGAUCUCGCUGAAGAAAGGAAUGAACAUUUGAACGGUGGAAACAAGGAUAGAAUUAAAGAGGAUGCGGAAGAAACAGACAAAGGACGUACAGCAGAGUUAUGCGAGGAAAGGACCAACAAGAAGUGUAUGGUGGAGCGGAGAGAUGAAAAGUUGUCGACAUUUUUGCAGAGCGAAGAGAAGCUUCCAUCUCAACUACACCCAAUGCAAAUACAAUGCAAGGCAGUUUGCUGGAAAAACGACAAAACCAAAAUCUCUGAAGACUCAAAUAACCAUACAUUGGGCUCUUCAAAAAGAGAGCAGGACAAGACCUCCUCCAAAACAGACACACAGUGGGGGAUGCAGGAUCCAGCAGCUUGCGGAGCAACUAGCAAAUCGUGGCAACGCAACUGUAGUACGGAUGCACAAUCGCUGAAGGCGGACAGUGAGGACAAGCCUGUGGUUGUGAGAACAGACAGGAAACCUCCCAUGCUAGGAAGUCUCCCCAAACUUCCCAGUAAGGAAAGAGAAGUGUCCACUGCUGUCGUUUUGAUAAGAGAUGGAUCCAGCCAGGCAAAGCCAUGUGUAGGACUUACUCAGGAAGAGGUCCCAACUCUUCUCCAGCCCUCAUCGUCACCUGAGAUCACAACUACUGGCAACACCCCGAGCAGUAGUAGUCACUCAGUUUCCAUGUUAUUAAAGGAGAAAGGCUACCAAGCUGAUAUUGGCGCAGUGGUGGGUGAUAGCCAGAAGACAACUGAAGAAAAGGGGGUCCCGCGUAAACAUGUCAACUGCUUGGAGAUCCCACUACAGACACCCUCGGAUGGUGGAUCUGAGGCACCUCAAGACAAGACUGUUUGUGCUUUGUCCACUGUGCCGAGCCCUUCGUUGCUGUCUGACCAUGAAAAUAAACCCCCAAAGACCAGAGAGGACGAGGGGGCCUGCAUCGAGCAAAUGACAACCAGCUCAUCAGGAAAUCAGCCAGACCACCUUUCAAUUCUCAGCAAACACAAGGAACACAAAGAUUUUGAAGUGAUGAAAAGACAAGACUUGACUUUCCCCCCAAGGUCACCUGGGGUACGACGUUUCAGACCUCAGCCCCUUGAGUUGAAGUCACUUUCUAAAUGGAUAACAAAGCCAGAGAUGACUGCAAAUAACCCUCCAAGUGGACCGCAAACCAUUCAAGUUAAAUCCAUUGCUAAAAAUUCAGAAAAGCCAGCCGUACCUCCAAAACCAACUUGCAAAUUUAAACCUGUGGAUUUAGGAGCAAAGACUAAUGAAGCGCCCGAAUCAGCUAUUCAGAACAUAAAACCUCAAAGUGAGGAACGGCCUCAAACAAUAGUAGUGUCAUCGCCCACAAUCUACAGAAAGAUCCCCAGUGAGUCCUCCUCAGUGUCCUCCCAAACGAGAAAACUAGCUGUGUCUGCUGUAUCCAGCCUUAAACCUCCAUCAAGCAAAAUGACUACAACUCUGUCAAACCCGGCCACAUCUUCAUCAAGCAAAGAUGCUUCAAAAGGUCAGUGGCAGCAGCAGCAAUGGACAGAGCCUGUGAGAUCCACAGCUGCAGCAUCAGCGCUUCUCCCUAGUAUUACCUCAAGUCAAGAUUCAAAUAAUGAUCAGGUUGCAAAGCGGGUGCCCGAACCAUCUUUAACAGGAGCCAGACAUACACAUUCUGCUGUUGUGGAGCCAAACAUGGAUGGAGCAGAUGUGACAUCUUCAAGCAAUACCAAACCACCUGCUGCUGUCUCCACAACACAAGCCCCAGGAUACAAUCAGCGGCAAUAUCUUGGGUCAUUGUCCAAGGAACACACCCAAAUGGCCGCUGACCCACAUUUUUAUGGCUCCGAUGACCCUCCAAGCUAUGAUGAAAGAGAGAGCUUUAGUCCACUCAUGCCAGAUUUGACCCACCGGCGUUUAAAUCGGUAUCACAACUCUUCCUACCCUCUUCCCUGUUCCUGUACAGCUGGCUGCCCUCCUCAGCCAUCUUUACCUCCGCAUGCUUCUCAUCAUCACCACAGCCCACACAACCUCACCCCACCAGCGCCUCCACACUCCCCAGGUAGCGGGAUACCAUACCAAGCCCCCCAGCCUGUCGUCCGUCCCCACCAUUUCAGAGCUGAUCCUCAGCCCUUGAACUUCCAGCCCAGCUCAUCGCCAAAGUCAAAUCCUCUUGGUCCAAGCCAGCUGCCCGCCAUGUACCAGCCUCCCUCAUGUCCUCCCCACCCCUCGCUCAUGCCCAGUGACCCCCGGCGACUCCCUCUCCAUCGAUCCCCGCAGCAGCAGCAGGCAAGCAUGCCUGGUGCUCCUUACAGCGAUCCCGGGCACAGCCACUCCCCUGGCCUUGCGCCCAUGGAUCCCCAAUACAUAUGUGGGCAGUAUGGCUCAGAGUAUGGGGGUGACACCUCCAGUUUGUACUCAGAGAGCAGCUAUGGACAGGCACCUCGAAGAGUCCUCUUGGAUCCUGAGACGGGGAAGUAUUUUUAUAUUGAGGUGCCAAUGCAGCCCUUAAGGAAGAUGCUGUUUGACCCAGAAACUGGGCAGUAUGUGGAAGUUCUCAUCCCCCAGCAAGGCAUGUCGCACUCAAGCCUAUAUCCUCCAUCAGCAGCCCCAUACACAUCUCUUCACAACCCCAACAUGUAUGGCUCAGCUCCACAGUACAUGCCCUAUGCCGCUCACCCUCCCACGGCUCAUCCCCAGCCUCAACACCAGCCGCCUCGAUAUCCCGAAGCCUUAUCUGCAGCGACAAUACACCCAAAUGGGGCCGGUGGCAGCUACAGGAAUUGUUCUGGGCAGGGAUCCAAACCAGAGGCCUCAAACCAUCCACCACUGGACCAGAGCUACCUGGGGGGAAUGUACUAUGUUCCCACAGGGAUGAAUACAGGCUCCAACCCCACCACACCAGUCUACUACCAUAAACAUCCAGCCAGCCUUCCCCCGUCAGGGGGCAAAAGGUCCUGAAAUAGCGGACACCAGCCGUCUCGCUGGAGCCUGUGAAGUUUUAAAUACACACUGUAUAAAGUAGGUGCCUAAUGUUAGCUUGUCAUGUUAUUUGAGUUUUCAUGUUGCAAUUGAAGACAGCACUUCGGUGUGUUGUUUCUCCACUGCCCUCUUGUCUGUCGAGCUGCUUUAUUAAAAUAAGAAACUGCUUUUGAGAUAAUGCCUCUUAAACAUGAAUGCGGGUGAGAAAGGUGAUGUUAUUAUUAUUAUAAACACCAGAACAGAUCCACAAAUACUUUGUCAUUUUUGAUACAAGACAAUUUUAACUUACUUGCUGAAGUUCUGAAACAAAACAGGCAAGCGUUUUCUGGACUUUGCCAAAGAAAUGUCUCCCAAGAAAUUUGUAAAUGCUGUUGUAAAAGAUAUCCAGUCACUUUGUCAAACGGAAAACUGAGUUGUGUCCAUGACAUCUACGUAUGACAACAAUCUCAAUAAACCAUGUCACAUAUA
Molecule: messenger RNA, 8668 nt
Organism: Syngnathus typhle (broad-nosed pipefish)
Lineage: Eukaryota; Metazoa; Chordata; Actinopteri; Syngnathiformes; Syngnathidae
Exons: 2
Coding region: 494-8179 (2561 amino acids)
Cellular component (GO): nucleoplasm
Source: RefSeq, a predicted model, not a curated record